Messenger RNA from Belonocnema kinseyi, 2922 nucleotides. RefSeq names its product facilitated trehalose transporter Tret1-like. Gene Ontology annotation, cellular component: membrane. NCBI's taxonomy places the organism in Eukaryota, Metazoa, Arthropoda, Insecta, Hymenoptera, Cynipidae. The record is from RefSeq and is a predicted model, not a curated record. Gene Ontology annotation, molecular function: transmembrane transporter activity. The transcript is spliced from 2 exons. The coding region runs from base 347 to 1390 and encodes 347 amino acids. Gene Ontology annotation, biological process: transmembrane transport.
AACUGUUAUAAUAAAAUAUGUUGCUGUUUUUCUAGCAUCCAUUACACUUGUCGGAUGUGGUUGCACAAUUUCGUGGACUUCGCCAGCUUUGCCCUAUCUAACGAGCAAAAACUCAAAGUUUCCAGUAACAGCAAAUCAAGGGGCCUGGAUAGCAUCUCUUAUAAAUGCAGGAUCGAUUCUUGGAUACAUUUUAAAUUCCUUAAUAAUAGAUAAACUAGGCACAAAAAAGACGCUACUUCUUUUAUCAAUCCCUCAAAUUACGGCCGGCGUUUUAAUUGUCAUAGCCGAAAAUUGGAUUAUCCUCUGUGUCUCAAGAAUCAUUUUGGGAAUUGGAUAUGGUGCCGGUAUGUGCGCAGCAACCUCUUAUUUAGCAGACGUUGGCGAUAAAAAUACAAGAGGAAUAUUUCUUGUUAUUGUUAAACUUUCCCUUAAUAUUGGAGUUUUUAUCGUGAUGCUACUUGGAGCUUGUGUGACAUAUAACCAAAUGAACCUCAUUCUCCUUCUUUUGCCGCUAAUUUUCAUUUUUAUAUUUCCCUUCAUGCCAGACUCUACCAAUUUAAAAAAAGGAGGAGAAAGUUCAUUAUUUUCUGCCAAAAAAGAAAAGGAACGAAAAGAAGAAGAAACUUUACUGAAGAAUGAAGAAAAUCAAGAAACUCUAGGAAUGAAGAUAGUUGAAGAACCUAUCACAAAUAUAGGAAUCAGAUUAAGAAAUUUAUUUACUCGCAAAAAUAAUCAAAGAGCUUUUAUAAUCAUAAGCCUCAUUUUUAUAACUGAAGCACUUUCUGGUCAUGCAGCUGUCAUGGCCUUCACUGAAGAAAUUUUGGAUUGCAGUGAAUAUUCUUUGUCAGCCGAAUAUGCAUCUUUGGUCGUCGCAGCUAUGAAAAUAAUAGCUUCAUUAUUAUCUACUCAAAUUAUUGAAAGAAUCGAUAGAAAGAUCUUAUUUCUUUCUUCUGGAAUACUUGCUAUCAUAUCGCAAGCAAUUGUGGGGAUCUUUUUUUGGGUGAAAUUUCAUAUAAAAAUGGAUGUGUCUUCAAUGAAUUGGAUUCCUCUUUUUGCAAUAACAGUUUACGAAAUGGUGGGGAAUACCGGCAUUGGUAGUAUGGGAUUGGUUUAUUCAGGGGAAUUAUUUUCACCUGAUGUAAAGGGGAUUGGAAUUACUUUGACAAAUAUUUCCUUUGAACUUGCAGCGUUUUUUGUGAAAUUGCAAUUUCGAGCUGUCGUUAGUAAUUAUGGAAUUGCUUCUGCAUUUUUUUCUUUCGCUAUCUCCUGCGCGGUUGGGACAGUAACUGUUUUUUAUUUGGCACCUGAAACGAAAAACAAGAGUUUGAAGGAAAUUCAGAAAAUUAUGGUUUCGGAAAGCACGGUGUGCUUGAAGGCUGAAAAAGUUUGACUAAAAUGGAUAUGAAAUCUGCUAACGCAGAAAGUUUCUGUAUUGUUUGGACAUUAAAAAUCAGUUGAAUUUGAAAUCCUAGCUGCUCCCUUUCACGAGUUACGCGCAUUCUUACAUUUUUACGUAAUAGCCUGUACUAGAAAUUUUGCAUAGACGUGUAUCAUAUUUUAAUCAUAUAUUAUAGAUUCAAUCGGUCUUUCAAUACAACGCUUCUACACUCGCAAAAAGUAUUUUUGAGUAAGCAUAACGGUUCAACAUUGUUCGAAUAAAUAAUUUCGCUAUCUUCAAUUUAUUAUUUUAUUAAAUGGAAUAAAUGCCGAAUAUUUUAUACAAAAGUAAUGGUAAUUAAAAAUUAAAAUUUUAGUACCUGUAAAAUAUGUGUCAAUAUAUCAAUGUAUUUUAAUGAAAUUUACUACCGCUAGGUGGCGCAUGUAAAAAAAAUCAAACCCGUAUUAGAAAUAGGAGACCUUAAGAUAUAGAUAGAUGUAUGUAAUGAGCAUAAUAGAACUUUGAAAACGAGAAAGUUCACGAAGGAGCCAAGGAAGGAAGAUAAAAGAAUUUACUAUUGAGCCAAGGAUUAUUUCUAUAAAAAAUUUUUUAUUUUAUAAUAAUUACUGUUAUAAUUAUUUUCUCUUUAACAUGAGUCACGGUAAUAAAUGUUCUGAUGAUGAGAACAGAAAGAAGAUAUGCGCUCCAUGUGGUAGAAAAAUUGUUUUUGGCAAAGUAAAGCCAGAAAAUUUUCUGAUAAAUAAUAAAAUAGCAAAUCUCAUAAAUAAAUAUUCGUCGACUGAUUUUGAUUUGAGCAAUGAGAAAUAUCCUUUGAGCAUUUGUAGGUCAUGCUAUUUAACACUUCUUGAUUUUGAAAAAGAAAUUUACAAUAGGCAAAUACAAAUCAUGCCUGAUUAUAAAAACAUAGUAUUGGCAAAAGAGACACGAUCGACAAAAGACACUUGUAACUGUUAUAUAUGUUCUACUGCUACUUGUUUUUGGCACGUAAAUGUUAAAAAAGGCAAAGGAAAUUUUAGGGAAUUACGGACUAAUAUAGAUGUUUCAGGUCAAUGCAAAAAUUUUGUGAAAAAAGUAGAUGAAGUUUCAGUUCUAUCAGAAAACAAUAAAAAGAGUCAUGAUGUUAUUAAGGUUUGCAGUAAAUGUUUUCAAAAUGUUGGAAAAGGUAUAAAUCAUCAAUGUAAGAAUGUAUCAAGUUACCAUCACGUAUCAUAUGCAUCACAACUGUUAAAAGCAGUGAUAGAAUUUUUCGUCCGCGCAAGUUGCGUAGAACACAAUGAUUGGUUGUGAAAACCUAAGAAUGCGCAUAACUUGCGAAAGGGAGCAGCUAGGAUUUUAAAUUCAACUGAUUUUUAAUGUCUAAACAAUAUAGAAACUUUCUGCGUUAGCAGAUUUUAUAUCCAUUUUAGUCAAACUUUUUCAGCCUUCAAGCACACCGUGAAAGAAAGUGAGAAAAAAGGAAAAGGAAAAAGUUUAAUCUUUCAGGCGUCACAAAUAUUUACGGUAACAUGUUAUUAAAGAUGAGA